Molecule: messenger RNA, 4252 nt
Organism: Lucilia sericata (common green bottle fly)
Lineage: Eukaryota; Metazoa; Arthropoda; Insecta; Diptera; Calliphoridae
Exons: 2
Molecular function (GO): nucleic acid binding; zinc ion binding
Source: RefSeq, a predicted model, not a curated record
AUUAUCGCGCUACCCCGGAAAUUUCCAAUCUCUACCCGCUCUUAAAUUCCAAAAACGGGAAUUAAGUGAAUUAUGGGCUAAAAUUGACCGUAAAUUCACCCAAGUUAGAGAAUCCGCCGAUAUUCUUGACCCUAAGAAGGCUGAAGCCAUAAAUUUAAGUGAAGUCGUUAGACAAGUUAGAUCUGCUAAAGGUUUUUAUAGGUCAAGCAUGAUCUCGAUCGACGAAUCGAUUGAGGAGAUCACGAAGGCAAACGAAACCCGACCAUCAUUACCCGAACCCCCACAACCCAGCAGUUCUGUAGCCUUCAAUGUACCCCCAUGCGAUAUGCCUACAUUUCAUGGAGAUUUUAAAUCUUGGGCUUCUUUCCGGGAUCUUUUUAAGGCCAUUUAUGGUAACAACACACGCUUAAGUGGAGUUGAAAAACUCUUCUAUCUUAAGCAAAAAACGAGCGGCGAAGCCAAAGAAAUCGUUGACAACGCACCCCUAACUAAUGAUGGCUUUCUCAUUGCGUGGACCCAACUCGUCUCUCAAUUUGAAAAUAGACGAAUGCAAAUCAAUGCGCAAUUGAAAACACUUUUUAAUUUACCCACAGUAAGCACCAUGUGCAGUGCUUCUAUAAGAAAGCUUCAGAGAAAGAUUAAUUGUUGUAUUGCUAAUUUAAAUUCAUUAGAAAUUGAUACGGAUAAUUGGGAUCCUAUCUUUGUAUAUCUUUGCUUAUCAAAAUUACCCAAAGAAACCCGAAGAGAGUUUGAAAAAACUCUCAAUGAUAGCGCUGAAAUGCCGCCUUGGACGAAUCUUGAUGUGUUCUUAACGAACACUUUUAAAGAACUUACAUCAGUAAACGAUGUUCCAGAUUCGAAUCCUAAUACCCACCCUAAAACCAAACAAUUUACUGAAACAAAAUAUAACCCUGACAGGAGAGCCAAAGCGUUUCACAAUGUAACCCAUUCUUCAAAGAAACCCCACCCAAACCCCAAACCUCAAAAUGAACAAAAAUUCUCUAACCCAAACCAUAUACCCAAUUCAAAUACCCAAAAGAAUGCAAAUGCCCAAAAUACCCAAAAGAAACCAAAUACCCAAAACACCCAAACUAAACUCUAUGGGUCCAUUUGCAAACUUUGUGAAAAGAAUCACACCCUAAGAGAAUGUUCUUCAUUUAAUUCUUUAGGAUUAAACCAAAGAAUUGAAUUUGUAAAUGAGAAUGGAAUUUGUUACAAUUGUUUAGCUACUGGACAUGUCAUAAAAGAUUGUUAUAGCGCAUUUAAGUGUAGAUAUUGCGGCGGUAAACAUAAUUCGCUUUUACACAAGCCGAACUCUAACCCUAACCCACAAGUUGAAAAUACUCAGGCGUCAACAUCACACAAUGCAGUACAGUCUUUCUCAACCCACACCCAAUCAAGCAAACCAAUACCCAUAGAUGACAGAACGAAGUUAUUAGGAACUGCAGUUCUGAACGUUGAUGUUCAAGGAGAACUAUUUCCAGCUAGAGCGCUUAUUGACCCAGCUUCAGACUUCUCGUUUAUCACAGAUAAACUGAGAAGGAAGUUAAAAUUACCCACUACACCCAUAGUUGCUGAAAUAUCAGGAUUGAAUGAAAUAGUUUCAGCUCGUUCGAAUAAAUUAUGUCAAGUUUUAUUGCGCUCUAACACACAAAAUGAAUUUAAAUUGAAUAUCCAAGCAAUUGUUGUUAAAACAUUAACCAAAAACUUACCCACCCAAAAUUUAAACCCCACCCUAAUACAAGACUUGGAAAAUAUUCAAUUGGCUGACCAAAAAUUCUACGAAAGUCGACCUAUAGACUUUAUUAUUGGCAGCGAUUUUUACCCACAGAUUUUAAAAUCUGGAGUCAGAAAAGACUUACUCAAUACCCUUAUAGCUCAGGAGACUGAGUUUGGCUGGAUUUUAACAGGACCCGUUCAGAAUUCGCAAAAUACCCAACCCUUAGUUUCUUACUUCAGUUCAGUAACGCUUGAUAAAGUUUUGACCAAGUUCUGGGAAAUUGAAGAUGUACCCACCCAACCCAAAGUUUCAGAAGAAAGUUCUUUAUGUGAAGAAACUUUCAAGACCACUACCCUUCGAUUGCCAAAUGGCCGUUAUCAGGUAAAUUUACCAUUUAUAUACCCUCCUGUUGAGUUAGGAAACUCUAGACACGUUGCUAUGGCUCAAUUUCUACGUAACGAGAAAAGUUUAAUGAAAAAGCCAGAGCUUAAAAUGGAAUAUGAUAACGUCCUACAAGAGUAUAUCGAUUUAGGUCAUAUGAAACCAAUUAAAUAUAACCCAAACAUUCCUUCAAACACCCAUUAUUAUUUACCCCAUCACGCUGUUGUUAAACUUGAUCGUGUUACGACAAAAGUUCGAGUUGUAUUUAAUGCAUCUAGCAAAACCUCGAACGGCAACAGUCUUAAUGAUACCCUACACACUGGUCCUACCCUACAACAAGAUUUAGUUGUACUUAUCUUGAAAUGGCGCUUUUACAAGAUAGUUUAUAAUGCCGACAUUACAAAAAUGUACCGGCAAAUUAUGCUAAACCCUACCCACACACCCUUCCAACGGAUAUUAUUCCGUAAAAGCGUCAACGAACCCAUUCAAGAUUAUGAACUGCAAACAGUUACAUUUGGUGUUAACUGUGCACCAUAUUUGGCUAUUAGAACCCUACACAAAUUAGCCGACGACAUUCAAAAUACCCACCCUAUAGCUUCGCAAAUUUUGCGAAACAACAUGUAUGUUGAUGAUGUCUUAGCCGGAGGUCACACAAUUGAAGAAGCUCAAAAAGCUCAAACCCAAUUGAUCGCGGCUCUAGACUCUGCUGGUUUUCCUUUGAGAAAAUGGAUUUCCAAUACAAAGGAAUUAUUACACAAUUUACCCGAAGAACAUCUACUAGAUGUUGAUUUACUCACCCUACCCGAAUCAAAUAAUGCUAAAACGUUAGGCAUUCGUUGGAACGCUAAGGAAGAUACGUUUUUCUUUAAUGUACCCUUAAUUGAAAGAAAAUCAGCAUACACAAAGCGAACUGUGUUAUCAGACAUUGCUCGUCUUUUUGACCCAGCUGGUUGGUUAGCGCCAAUUGUUAUAUCUGCCAAGAUUAUUAUGCAGCAAAUUUGGCAAGAUAAUACAGCUUGGGAUGAAUGUCUUAACCCACUCACCCUUAUAAAAUGGCAAAAGUUUUUGCAGUUCUACGAUAAUAUUAAUAGAAUUCGUAUUCCAAGAUGGAUUAACUUUUCACCUUCAGCAAAAAUUGAGUUUCAUGGUUUUUCAGAUGCUUCUGAAAAGGCAUACUCUGCAUGUCUAUAUGCACGAGUAACACCCAUAGACGGACCUAAUUCCGUAACCCUACUCUUCGCUAAGACGAGAGUUGCGCCAAUCAAAGUAAUCUCGUUACCAAAACUUGAACUUUGUGGUGCAGUGUUGUUGGCAAAUAUGACACACAAUGUACUCACCCAACUCAACCUACCCUUACAUCAGACGUAUUUCUGGACCGACUCAUCUAUAGUUUUGGCCUGGCUUAGUAAACACCCUAACUCGUGGAAUACAUUUGUGGCAAACAGAGUUUCAACAAUUCUACAAACAGUAGGAGUAGAUAACUGGAAUCAUGUUGCUUCACACGAUAAUCCUGCCGAUGUUGCUAGCCGAGGAUGUAAUGCUGAUGAGUUAAAAGAUGACACUUUAUGGUGGAAUGGACCAUCGUGGUUGAAAGAAGUCGCGUCGAAGUGGCCAACAACAGAUAAACACUUUAUUACUCAAGCUGAAGCUAAAGUUAGUCAGUCGUUUACUACGACAGUUAAUACCCACCCUACCUUAGAUACGAAUACUGAAAACCCAGAUAUAUUAUCAAGAUUUUCGAAAUUGUCAAAAGCUCUAAGAGAUCUUAACCCGUUAACCCCUGGACACUUUUUAAUUGGCUCACCCAUACUUACCCCUGCAGAACCCGACACAAGCAGUGAUAAUAUAACCCUGGCAAACAGAUGGCAAAAAUUAAGGAUACAACAUCACAACUUUUGUAAAAGAUGGAAAGAUGAAUAUCUUAAAGAGCUCCAUAAAAGAUAUAAGUGGAAAAACCCUACCCGAGAAGUUGAAAUAGGUGAUAUUGUAGUAAUUAGACAAGACAAUUUAGCACCCAAUGAAUGGUUACUUGGACGUGUGACCAAAACACACCCUGGUUCUGAUGGUAGAAAUAGAGUAGUUGACUUACAAACUUCAACUGGAACUCUAACCCGACCAAUUACUAAAAUUGUUGUUUUACCCGCUAAUUAG